Molecule: messenger RNA, 503 nt
Organism: Electrophorus electricus (electric eel)
Lineage: Eukaryota; Metazoa; Chordata; Actinopteri; Gymnotiformes; Gymnotidae
Gene: rplp2a
Product: ribosomal protein, large P2a
Biological process (GO): cytoplasmic translational elongation
Cellular component (GO): ribosome; cytosolic large ribosomal subunit
Molecular function (GO): structural constituent of ribosome
Source: RefSeq, a predicted model, not a curated record
CAAUCAGAUCACUCAACACGUCUUCACAUCUCGGAUAUUGCCGUUCGUCUUUCUCUCUUUUUCGGAAUUUGCAGCGUGACCAACGUUUCGUGUCUUUCGCAGACUUAAAAAUGCGUUACGUGGCCGCUUACCUUUUGUCUGUGCUGGGUGGCAACACCAGCCCCUCUGCCAAGGAUAUCAAAAAUAUCUUGGGGAGUGUAGGAAUCGAGGCCGAUGAUCAACGUCUUAACAAGGUCAUCAGCGAAUUGAAUGGCAAAGACAUCAAUGAAGUCAUGAAUGCAGGCCUCUCUAAGCUAGCCUCCGUACCAGCGGGUGGUGCUGUGGCAGUCUCUGCAUCUGCACCGAGUGGUGGGGCUCCAGCAGCAGAAGCACCUGCAGCGGAAGAGAAAAAGGAGGAGAAGAGAGAAGAAUCUGAAGAGUCAGAUGAAGACAUGGGCUUUGGACUCUUUGAUUAAUCUUUUUCUGGAAAAACAUAAUAAAAAUGGAAAUGCUGUUGAACCUUA